Molecule: messenger RNA, 3556 nt
Organism: Geodia barretti
Lineage: Eukaryota; Metazoa; Porifera; Demospongiae; Tetractinellida; Geodiidae
Source: the annotation of a GenBank genome assembly
CUUAGACUUCUCCCUCACUUUGUGGUCACUCCCCUCUCCUGUUCCCUUCCCUCUUCCUUCUUUUCCUUCCUACUGUUUGCCUCUCUCAGACGUCUCCCUCACUUUGUCGUCACUCCCCUCUCCUGUUCCCUUCCCUCUUCCUUCUUUUCCUUCCUACUGUUUGCCUCCAUUGCCCUCUCUCAGACGUCUCCCUCACUUUGUGGUCACUCCCCUCUCCUGUUCCCUUCCCUCUUCCUUCUUUUUCCUUCCUACUGUUUGCCUCUCUCAGACCUCUCCCUCACUUUGUGGUCACUCCCCUCUCCUGUUCCCUUCCCUCUUCCUUCUUUUCCUUCCUACUGUUUGCCUCUCUCAGACGGCUCCCUCACUUUGUGGUCACUCCCCUCUCCUGUUCCCUUCCCUCUUCCUUCUUUUCCUUCCUACUGUUUGCCUCCAUUGCCUUGCCCUCUCUUUCCUUUGUUGGUGUAUAUUUCCUUUCACUCCUCCCUUCUGGUCUAUAGUGAAACCUCUGAAUAAGGGACGCCUUGCGGACAUUGAAAGUGUCCUUUUAUUCAGUGGUGCCCCUUUAUAAUACACUAAUGUAUUAGUAUGGGGCAGAACCAAGUGUCCUUUAUAGAGAGGUGUCCCUAUGUAUUAGUAUGGGGCAAAACCAGGUUUGGAGGUUCCAUUUUAUCCUCAACCGUCUCCCAUUUUCUCCCCUCUUCUGUUCUAUCUAAAAACAAACUCCCUCCCCACCCACCUCUCUAUCCAUACGACCCCCAGUUAUCAUCGGUGCAGACACAAAUGCAAAGUAAAGGCGGCUACGACUAUUCCACUCCAGUACCAGAGUCCGCAACACCUUCAGGCAAACUCGUGCGGACGUCAGAGUGAAUUGCUAACUAGGAGCAUCUGUGUAUAGUAGAUAGACAAUUGCUGCGCAUCUGCAAAAUUUCACACUUGUAUUGCAAAACUCCUCUGUAAUUUACCACAUACUCUCUCACUGAUACCAAGUACAAGACAAGUGUUCUGAAAGGGUUAAUUUUCGUCUCUCUCUCUCUCUCUCUCUCUCUGUACACAUACGCACUUUGUUUGCUGGUUUAUUAACUCUUCUCUCACUGGGUGCUCAAAUUAACCCCUCUCUCACUGGGUGCUCACAUUAACUCCUCUCUCACUGGGUGCUUCUCUCUCUUUCUCUUUUAGAAGUUUGUGUAAACAAGUACAAUAGGUGACGGUGUGUAUUAUUUUUUGUAAAAUAUCUUGCUAUUUAUUACACAUUUUUCGUUGUAACCGUAUGUUCUGAUGCGAAAUGUAUGCUACUAAUCAUUGCGCACGCGGUAUUAUAAUUAUGCGCAUGCGCUAAGAUCCGGCGCUAAAUAAAUGCAAUAACAAACUAGCCCCGCCCCUCUCAACGUUGAAGCGACGACGACUGAACUCUAAGCGCCAUGCUGACAAGAGAAGAGUUGGAGGACCUUCGUCCGUGGGUUGGGGGCCAGGUGACGGUUCUGGUGGGCCACCUGAACCCCACUCUAGUCAACCAGAGUCUCGAGUGCGUCGCUAAAAGCUUCAGUCGCCAGUCGACGACAGCUCUGUUGAUGCCGGCACUCGGAGCCGACGCGCCGAAAUUCGUAGAAAACCUGUACAGAAAGGUUUUGGAGGUAAAAUCUUCCAAAUUACUGACCGCGAAACGCAGUGCAGAGGAUGCCUUUGGAAAUGGGGAGGAAGACGCUGGACCGAGAAAAAGGAGGCAAAGUCGGUUCUCAGGUGAUCCUGGGAGUGACUUGGACGUGAAGUCCAUGCUGGCGUCCACCAUGAGAGAGAUAGGCGAGAGAAAGAGAAUGACAUUGUCCACUCUGCCGAGUCCAGCCCCGAGUCUCUUCCCCUCACCGCCCUCUCCUCCCGUACCCAUCUCGUCAUUCCCUGGUGUCGACAGUGCCAUCGAGAAGGCCAGAAAAGCCGCAGAGCUACAAUCGAGGAUUCAGGCACAGCUGGUGGCAAAACCUAACCUCCUAGCCGGUCCUGGUAGCAUCGCAGGUAUGGAUAUGGGAGCGCGGGCAAUGAUCCCCACUAAACCGAUGCCUCUAAUCCUGGACGAAGAGGGAAGAGCAGUAGACACUGCUGGGAAGACCGUCCAACCUCUCAUUAGACAGCCCACUAUCAAGGCCAACAUUCGAGCCCAGCAAAGAGCCAGUUUCAAGAGGAUAACGGAGCAGGUCAAACGGAAGAAACCGCUCGAGAAAGCAGAGGAAAGCGUGUACUUUGACCCCCGCGUGAAGCAGGAGAUGACGGCCAGAAGCAGACGGACUUUCAAGUUUAACGAGCCAGGAAAGUUCAUCAAACAAGGGCAGAUGGUGCGAGCCAAGGCACAGCUCGAUCAACUACAGACCGAGAUUGCGUCUGUAGCUCGUAAAACCGGUAUUUCCAGCGCGACGAAACUGGCUCUACUCGCUCACCAGCGAGAGACGGUGGACAGCGAGAUACCGGAUGUGGAAUGGUGGGAUCAAGAUAUCCUGAGUACCAAGAGCUACCACACUAAGAUGCCUGGCCUCCAUUCAGAGUGUUACAGAGGCAUCACUCGUCUCAUAGAGCAUCCGGUGAUGAUCAAGCCGCCCGGCGAGCUGUCUCGUCCGGUCCAGGUUCCCAUCAUGCUCACAAAGAGAGAGAGAAAAAAACUGAGGAAACAGAGAAGACGAGAGGCGGAGAAGGAGAAACAGGAGAAGAUCCAGUUUGGCCUGAUAGAGAAGCCGGAGCCGAAAGUGAGGAUCAGUAACCUCAUGAGGGUCCUGGGCUCCGAGGCGGUGCUGGAACCGUCCAAAGUGGAGGCCCACGUCAGAGCACAGAUGGCUGAGAGACAGAGAAAUCACGAGAAAGCGAACGAGGCAAGGAAACUGACUCCGGCCCAGAAAAAGGCCAAGACUCUUCGCAAGUUGAAAGAAGACUUGUCGUGCGGCGUUCACGUGACGGUGUACAGAGUGCACGACCUCUCGAAUCAGGCGAUAAGGUUCAAAGUCGACAUGAACGCACAGCAGCUCCAUCUCUCCGGCCGGCUACUGCUGUUUCGAGACAUCAACAUCGUGAUUGUGGAGGGAGGGCCGAAGGGUCUGAAGAAGUUUAAGAAACUCAUGAUGCAUAGAAUCAAGUGGGAUCCGGAAAAGAAGGGAGAAGAUGAGGACUCAGACUCAGACGCUGAGACCAGCCGCAGGCAGAAGAGCAGCAAGUGUUCCAUCGUCUGGGAGGGAAAGAUGGAGAAGAAGUGUUUCGGUGAUUGGAAGGUGAAGGGCAUUCCGACGGAAGUUCUAGCGAGGGAGCAUCUGAGAAGGUUCGGAGUGGAGCACUACUGGGACCUGGCCCUGAGCGAGACCAUCAUAGAACAGGGGAAGGACGAGUGACACCGGCAUAUGGGAAUGGGGGACUGGGCGUAUUGGAGCGGGGGGAAUGGGGGAUCGGGGUAUAUGACAAUGAUAUACAAAUUGUACGUUGGAGUGAGUAUCUUUUCUCUUUAUAUUUUUUGAUUGCCUGCAACUGUUAUUAUCGCCACACUUAUCAUCAUAUUGUGUAAUAAUUGUCUCUCCUCCAAAGAUUA